Messenger RNA from Symbiodinium pilosum, 1128 nucleotides. The record is from the annotation of a GenBank genome assembly. NCBI's taxonomy places the organism in Eukaryota, Dinophyceae, Suessiales, Symbiodiniaceae.
AUGUUCUCGCGACUGGAUGAACAUGCUGCAGUUUCUGUCGCAGUGUUGUUGCCGGACAAUGCUGCCGGUUUGCUGCCAUCAGAUUGUUUCUUCGCAGACUCGCAAGCAGGGGAUGAGGGCUCCUUGCUGGCCCGUCCGGCCCUCCGCCGUUUUGUGCAGGUGCAGGCGAAGGCACCAACUUCUGUCGCCCUGGCUCUGGGCGCCGGAGCUGUUGGGUCCGCCUUUUGGGUGACGCCCUCGCGGUGCGAAGAUGUGAAUUGGGAUGCAGUCCGCAAGGAGAUUGUCAACAUUCUCGAUGACGACAAGUACAAGGACUCUUCGUACGACGGCGCUACCCCGGGGCCGCUGUUGAUCCGACUGGCCUGGCAUUCCGCUGGCACCUUUUGCAAGUCAACGAAGACUGGAGGGUCCGCCGGAGCAACUAUGCGCUUCGAGCCAGAGGUCAGCUGGGGCGCAAAUGCAGGACUGACUGUAGCCCAGCAGCUGCUCGAGCCAGUGAAGAAGAAGUUCCCGUCGGUGUCGUACGCAGAUCUUUGGAUCUACGCGGCCUGCGUAGCCAUUGAGGAGAUGGGCGGCAACAAGGUGCCCUUCACUCCAGGGCGCAAGGACAAGAGCAGCGGUAAGGAAUGCCCGGCCUGGGAUGGUCCCACAUGCAAGGAUGGCCGUCUGCCAAGCGCUGACAUGGGCGCCCCCGACAAGACAGCCGCACACCUGCGGCUGAUUUUCAACAGAAUGGGCUUCAACGACCAGGAAAUCGUGGCAUUGAGCGGCGCCCACGGCUUGGGUGCCUGCCACACAGACCGCAGCGGCUAUUGGGGUCCUUGGACACGGGCGCCCACCACGGUCAGCAAUGAGUAUUUCCGCGAGCUCCUGGAGAACACUUGGACGAUCAAGACCACCCAUAAGGGACAGCCCUGGAAGGGUCCUCUGCAGUUCGAAGACCCAACAGGCGAUUUGAUGAUGCUGCCAUCUGACAUUGUCCUUGUCCAGGACAAGGAAUUUCGAAAGUACGUCGAAGCCUAUGCCAAGGACGAUGCAAAGUUCCAGAAGGACUUUGCCGAGGUUUGCGGCAAGCUGUUCGGGCUGGGCCAUAGCGGAGAGACCAAGAAGCGCGGCUUCUUCGGAUAA